Molecule: messenger RNA, 1199 nt
Organism: Camelina sativa (false flax)
Lineage: Eukaryota; Viridiplantae; Streptophyta; Magnoliopsida; Brassicales; Brassicaceae
Product: homeobox-leucine zipper protein HAT9
Biological process (GO): regulation of DNA-templated transcription
Molecular function (GO): sequence-specific DNA binding; DNA-binding transcription factor activity, RNA polymerase II-specific
Source: RefSeq, a predicted model, not a curated record
CCCCCUUGGCUUCAUCUCCUCCCAUUAUCUUCUAAACUUCAUCAAACCAAAAAAAAAUAAGAACUCAUUUCUUUUUCCUCUCGAAAUCCCAAAGAUAAGAUAAAAUUUACAAACUCAUAUUUUUUCAUUUUUACUCAGAUGAGUUUUGAUGAUUCAUGCAACUCAGGUCUUGUUCUUGGAUUAGGUCUCUCACCAACUCCAAAUCAUUACAAUAAUGCCAUCAAGCGAUCUACCGGUUACAAGCUCGAGCCCUCGUUGACUCUAAGCCUCUCCGGCGAUCCCUUGUUGACGGUGGUCGCCGGAGCUGACCAGCUUUGCCGUCAGACGUCAUCUCUCAGCGGAGUCUCUUCUUUUUCAAGCGGGAGGGUGGUGAAGAGAGAGAGGUACAGUGGGGAAGAGUCACCGGAGGAGGAGGAGACUACGGAGAGGGUUGUAAGUGAUUAUCAUGAAGAUGAAGGUGUUAGUGCUAGAAAAAAACUUAGGCUUACGAAAGAACAAUCUGAUCUUCUUGAGGAAAGCUUCAAGCACCAUAGCACCCUUAAUCCCAAGCAAAAGCAAGUUCUGGCAAGAGAGCUGAAUCUAAGGCCUAGACAAGUUGAAGUAUGGUUUCAAAAUAGAAGAGCCAGAACAAAGCUGAAGCAAACAGAAGUAGAUUGCGAGGUUUUGAAGAAGUGUUGUGAAACAUUAACAGAUGAGAACAUGAGACUUCGGAAAGAGAUUCAAGAACUCAAAACCCUAAAAUUGUCUAAUCAGCCGGUUUACAUGCACAUGCCUGCAUCGACUCUAACGAUGUGUCCUUCCUGUGAGAGAAUCGGCGCCGGUGGCGGCCGUAGUGUGGCCACCACGGUGGUCGUCGAUGGAGAUAGGGCGAAAGGACCUUUCUCCAUCUCCUCAAAGCCACACUUCUUCAACCCUUAUACCAAUCCAUCUGCAGCUUGUUGAAUAAUAGGAACUCGUUUUUUUAUUACUUAAAAUAUCUAUAUAUACAUAUAUAUAUGUAUAUAUUUUCUUGGGGUGGCAUUUUAACCAGUAGGAAGAAGUAAGAACACAAGACCUAUGUUAGAAAGGGUAAGAUGGGUAUAGACGGUCUCUUCUACAAUUCCCACUUUGUUUUUCAGUGGGAUUGUUGGUUUGGGGAAAAGAAUCAUUUGUAAUUAUUAUUUUAUUUGUAGAAAAAGGUAAAAAAUAGUUUUCACUAA